Molecule: messenger RNA, 318 nt
Organism: Arabis nemorensis
Lineage: Eukaryota; Viridiplantae; Streptophyta; Magnoliopsida; Brassicales; Brassicaceae
Source: the annotation of a GenBank genome assembly
AUGAAGCACAGUCUCUACCAGCUUUCUCCUAUUGAGGAUCUUGAGCUUGGAUUGCUGCUAAAGAGAUCCGGAUCAUUGUUUGUGACCAACUUAUCGAAGAUCGAGAACUUUACGGAUGAAGGGUAUGGAUCAGUUCCUCGAGCUUACAUUGUUUGCAAAGAGGACAAAAUCAUUCCAGAAGAACAUCAACAAUGGAUGAUCGAUAAUAAUCCAGCAAAUUUAGUGAUAGAGAUGGAAGAGACUGAUCAUAUGCCAAUGUUCUGCAAGCCUCAACUACUAAGUAACCAUCUCUUGGAAAUCGCAGAUAAAUUCGCUUAA